CACCAAAGUGGAAAUUAGGUCUUCUGAGGGAAACAGGAUAUAUGUGCAGCAAAGGCCAAAUUUACAUGAAGGUAAUAAAAAUGGAAAAAAUGUUGGAGAACUUGAAUAAAGCAGUGACUGCACUAAAAUUACAUGACACUACUAGCAACAUAGCAACCGAAAGUAUAUUAAAUGUCUUUUAGAUGGUUUGCCCCUUAAGUCAUGCGAAAUGGUAGAAAG
Messenger RNA from Acanthoscelides obtectus, 219 nucleotides. The record is from the annotation of a GenBank genome assembly. NCBI's taxonomy places the organism in Eukaryota, Metazoa, Arthropoda, Insecta, Coleoptera, Chrysomelidae.